CCUCUUUGGAUAGAAUAUAUCGGUACAGAGGGAUAGAUCAGUUCGAACGAGUUUCUCCCCUCUGCUCACGGCCUUCUCCCGAUUUUCUCCCCGAAGGAAGUCGGCCAGUGGCAACUCGGCCGUUCCUGAUACACGUUGAGCGGUCUAGUUCGUGGGGAAGAGCAGAGAGUCGACAGUUGGGAGUCGGAAGAGCGUGACCGUAGAGCGUAUGCGCCAUAUGUACAUAAUUACUACGGCCAAUCGGGAAUUGAAAGCGUUGUGCAAAGCUUUGUCGAAGCGUCGAAGCUCCAGGGUCUGCUUCGUCCCGUUGGUUCCCUCGCGUGCGUGCAUAAGCGCGCGCGCACACAGCCGCGCAACGGUGGUUCAGUUGGUUAUUGACGUUCAUGUGCACGGGGCGCGUUGCUAGAGUCUCUUCAGGCACAGCAACUUGAGAAGAGCGAAGAGAAUUCGCGCGGGCUGUUCGUCAGCCGACCAAUCAAAGAUAAAGAGAACGAGAAAUACCAAAGGCCUACCGAGGCCGGAGGAAGGAAAAAACGGAAGGUGGGACUGAUCGUAGCAGCCAGAAAAAAUAGCCCGGUUUGAGCGAGGAGGGAGGUUACAAAACCGAACUACAUGGCUCCAAAAAUUAUUCCUUCUUUCCCCCGACCACGCGUCUACUAUCUACGUUCGAGCGAGCACUACCGGUUCAAUCAGUGGACCGUCACUUCGAAAUAAUUGAAUAUUCGAUUCGAGUUCGGUCAGUUUCGUGAGUUUUGGAGUCAGGAGAAGAAGAGCGAUCCAGCGGCAGCCAGCUCUGCUCUGUGUACAUCCCCUAUAUUACAUUUUGAACGACAUAUACACUCGAGAGUGUAGGUAUCACAACUGUGACAGCGAGCUUAAAGAGAAAGAGAAGGAGUGUGCGCAGGAAAAGAGAAGCAUGAUCGCGAUGCAAAUGACGCUGCCGAUUUAGUAAAUCGUCGUUAAUAUUUUCUACAGUACGAGAAUUGUCCCUCGCUUGUAAAGCUUAUGUCACAGGCAAUCGAAAGAAACAUCAGCAUCCACGGAAGACGAAAGAGGAGAAAAUUGAAAGAAGAACGGUGUCACGGUGUAAGGAAAGAGAGGACGGAAGAUCGGGGGCAUGUUCCAGGACAAUAAUCCUGUUAGCAACGUGAAACGUGAGCUUCCUCCGAUUCCUUCGAUUCCUUCGAGUCGUUAAAGUGAUUCUCCUUGUGCCUGGACCGCUGUGGCGAUCUUUCAUGAUUUAGAUGCAUCGUUUUCGCAUGGGGGACAAACUGAUGUUCUCGCUUGUGCAAAUAGGAAUCCUUUCAACGAUCGUUGUACACGCAUCUUUCUUCGAUCACCCCCUUGUCCUUUUUCUUUCUUCUGAUUCGUCUCGCAAUUCACGUACGUCGUGUUUCUUUUGGUUAUUCCGUUAACCGAUCCGAUAUCGUUAAGAAAACGACGAAUCUCUCGAUUCGCAACGUGCAAAUUAAAGGAAAAAUUGCGUCCGAUAUACGACGAUUCUUUCCCUCGUAUACAACCCACGCCGUAUCGAUUAUACUUGCUGCCCCGAGACAGAUAUUUGAAUCGUUGAUUUUCAGCCUUGCCAAUGUGAAUCACAUAAUUCUCACGUAAUUCUGUUGAUCUCUUUGAAUCAUCGCCACAUUCUUCCUUCGUAUAUUGUAACGAACACAUUUCGAACCACGAGUUUUAACUUCCGUGAACGUCCAUACGACACUUUAACCGAUCGAUAGUAAAGAAUAAUACGACGAAAAGCACGGUAAGGUGAACAGGGAGAAGAAGAAUAGCCCACUGUGUGUUUUUCCCUUCUGUUGUUCACAGAAAGGAGCCUGCGUCCGCGUAGGAGCCGCUCCGACAAACAGCCGCGUUCUUCGUACCAGGCAUGCCUUCCGCGUUACUCUAAGGAAUUUUUUCUACACAGAGAUCUAACUUAUUCAGGAUAACGGUAUUAUAUUAACAGAGAGAAGAAGAAACAAACACAACAGAUAAUAAAAAAUAUUCUUAUAGUUAAACGUAACGAUUAAGAUCCUUGUUGGGCCUUUUGUUGAACUGCCGUUGUCAUUCACGUCCUCGUCUUUGUCGUCGGCGUCGUUGACACACUCGUUAACGUCGUCGUCGUCGUCGUUAUUGUUAUUGUUAAACUGUUGUUGCUCUCGAUAGCAGUCACUCGUUGCUGCCACAAUUUAUCGCUUUCCUUGUCUCUCGUGCCAGUAAUUGGUCGCCGUGGUGAUUUUUCAAAAUAUAUCUGUACACUGUUUAAAUAUCGGCUCGGUUAUCCCGAUCUGUACUGGUCCAUUGACUUGUUUCUCAACGAACGCGAAAGCAUCUAAAGACAGGAAAAAAGGAAAGGAGAAGAAUAUAAGCAAUAGAAACAGAGCAUUGAAAACGGAAAGGAAAUAAUAAGCGGAAAUUGAACAAUUUGUCUUUGAAACAAGGAACUUCGAGGUGAAGCAUGGUAGUCAAGAACGAGAGUACGAGAAAUGGGCAUGAGCUGGCUCCCUUGAACGAGGAACGUCAGGCAGGUCAGAACGUGACGAUCGUGAUAACCGGAAAUCAAAAUGCUGCUGGCAGUCAAGAAACCAAGGAAGAAAACAGAGCAGAAUGGAGCGGCAAGAUGCAAUUUUUCCUCAGUAUUAUCGGUUACAGCGUGGGUCUCGGGAAUAUCUGGAGAUUCCCUUACCUGUGCCAACAAAACGGAGGAGGUGCCUUUCUCAUCCCCUUUUUCGUGAUGUUAAUCCUAGAGGGUGUACCCCUCUUUUUAAUCGAGCUGGGUCUCGGUCAACGAAUGCGACAGGGUGCCCUUGGUGUAUGGAACACGAUACAUCCAUGGCUAGGCGGUAUAGGAAUAGCAUCGUGCAUCGUCACCUUUUUCGUGGCGCUUUAUUACAACGUCAUCAUUACCUGGUGCUUCUAUUAUCUUUUUAAUUCACUCGAGGCUGUCACGGUUAAGUUCAACGAGCCGUUACCAUGGGCGAAAUGUCCAGAGGUUGAUAAUAAGCCAGUCGAAGAAUGCGUGAAGAGUUCGGAGACUGCAUAUUUUUGGUACAGAACUACAUUGGACGCGGCACCGUCGAUCGAAGAAGGACAGAGUCUCAAGUGGUGGAUCGUCCUUUGUCUGCUGUUGAGUUGGAUCGUCGUCUUCUUUAUUGUGAUGAAGGGAAUACAAUCAUCGGGAAAGGUGGUAUAUUUUACAUCCAUGUUCCCGUAUUUGGUGCUUACUAUCUUUUUUAUUCGUGGAAUAACGUUAAAAGGUGCCAGCGCUGGAUUAGCCCACAUGUACACGCCAAAGAUCGAGAAACUGUUAGAGCCGACGGUCUGGCUCGAUGCAGCGACGCAGGUUUUUUACAGUUUCGGGCUAGCAUUCGGUUCCUUGAUCGCGUUCGGUUCUUACAACACUCCGGACAACAACUGCGUUCGGGACGUGCUCCUGGUUAGCGGUUGUAACGCCUUCACCGCUAUUUACGCCAGUGUCGUGAUAUUCGCCAUUCUAGGCUUUAAGGCAAUGACAAACGUCGAUAAGUGCUUGGCAAGUAACAUAGACUUACUUUUUCAAAAUGGAUAUAUAAUGUACAAGAACAUUACCAUGGAAGAAUACAAGGAAACUGUAAAUACGUUAAACGCAUCUGCGAUGAACUUCACACUCGAAACCUGCAGUCUCAGCGAGCAAUUGGAUAAUGCUGCCGAAGGAACAGGAUUGGCUUUCAUAGUUUUCACCCAGGCGAUAGUCGAGCUGCCUGGCGCUCCGUUUUGGUCUUGUAUCUUCUUCCUAAUGCUUCUAGCACUCGGUCUGGGUUCCCAGAUCGGUAUACUAGAAGGAAUGCUAUGUGUCAUCUUCGACAUAGAUCUGUUCAAGAGAAUAAAGAAGCAAUACAUAACAGGGGUGGUUUGUACAGUCUGCUUCUUCGUUGGUUUAAUAUUUUGUACCGGUGCUGGAGAAUAUUGGCUAAAAAUGUUCGACAGUUUCGCCGGUACCAUCGGCCUCGUGAUGGUCGCGCUCAUGGAAAUGAUUUCAGUCAUUUUCGUUUAUGGUCACGAAAAAUUCACGAAAGAUAUCGAGGAAAUGACAGGAUACAGACCGGGGAUAUAUUGGCAAUUUACCUGGCGAUUUCUUGCCCCGAUAAUCAUGGUCUGCAUUCUCCUUUCCAGUAUAGCGUCCAUGUUCAUCAAGAAGCCCACAUAUUCUGCAUGGGACGCGUCACGGGGUAUAGCCGUACCCACCGCGUAUCCCGGUUGGGUGUUGGCUAUAGCGGUCGUUAUCAUUUUCGCGGGCAUCGCGCCAAUACCGAUCGUAUUUCUUUUAAGACGGUUCCAAUGCGUCAAGCUGGACGUUGACAUUCAUCAAGGCAGUAUACGACGCAUAGAUACCACUGUUUCUACCAAAGAGAUGAUGGGCGAUGUUGAUUUGGACGAGUAUCACGACCGUCUCGAAGAUUUUCCCGAAGAGGACGAAGAUGUGAAUAGCGACGAUGACAACAACAGUGCACCGCCCAUAACGAAGAUCGUCCCUAACAAGCUUCAGAGUAAACCGUUCAAAAUGGAAGUGAUGGACUUUUAAAAGCAAGUGUUGGGUCCGCGAUCUUUCGUCGCGCCGUUUCUUCUUACAAACAAAUCAGGGAAAGAAGGAUAAUCGAACAUUUAUCCUUUUGGAAUUUCAUUUCUUAGGAGACGCGUAAAAUGAUAAGAAUUGCAAAUCCGAAUCGAGGAAUGAAAGAAUUGAACGAUCGGUGCUUUUUGAAAGCAAUACUUACUUUCCGUCGAACUUAUGACACGGUAUUAACGUGUACGAAGCAAAUAAGAAACGGAAAAGCGGAGAAAACUCAAAAAAAUACUCGGCGUCACAGAAUGCAUGGUAAAGAGUGAGAGAGAGAGGUCGAUUCUAAUCGCACUCGAAAUCGAUUCGUCGCGCCUUGCUAGCUUUGUUCGAUUGACUCUGUUUCAUUGAGAUUUAAAUUAUCUUUGACUUGGUCUGAUCGAUAACUUCAGGUGAUUGGUUUUUGUCCAGUCCAUCUAGUUCGUUCGUUUGAUCAUAUGAUCGGUAUUAUACAGCAAGUUGAAAAAAUAAAAAAAUGCAGAAUUACGCACGAACCCCUUACGGCAGCAUUAUUAAGUCUAGACUUCUUCCGCGAAGAAACGAAUCGCGUUGAUAUUAGCCUCCCUCCUUCGUAUCUUUAGAAAGAGUACCGUCUACUUAUGUUACGGAUCAAACAAUGAAAUAUUCUGACAAAGGCUCGUCCAAUUAAAAACGAAACCUUCGAAACGUACGGAUAUUCAUAGUACGUAGAAUCGAUCGUUCGUCUUGAAAUGUUCGAGCGAUUUCUAGACGGUGCCUACGUUCCUAUUGCUUCCAAACCUCAGGGGUGAAAAGAGAAGAAAUGGUCAAAAGAGAAAAGUUGCAAAUAUCGAAACCUAAUUAAAAGUUAUAAACCUACUCGCCUAAAUAGAACUGUACGAGUAGGAAAUAGAGUAUAGACGGUAUCUCUUCAUUGAGUUUCGUAAUACUUCCGAAUUGCUAGAAAUCCGACUACUUAAGGCAGAGAUAGAUCGCGAAAUACCGUGAAAUUUGAAUGUCUCCGAGGCAGAUAUGUCGAGAUCGGGUCGAAGAAUUUUCAGGAUCGUACUUAACAAGAGAGAGAGAGAGAGAGAGAGAGAGAGAGAGAACAAUGGAGAAAAGAGAAGAACCACGAAGUGGAAAUCUCUUCGCGAUGAUUCGAAUCUUUGUCGAAGUUCAAUUUGAGCUAAACGUGGUCGGUAUCAGUUGCGCAAUCGUUCCUUAGAAAAUCGAGAAUGAGAGAUUGAGAAAACUGUGUACACGCGCGGUUCGCGUCUUCGUUGAUUUUUCUCCUUUCCUCUAAUUUCUAGGAUCGAUUACGUUCGAUCAACGUAAUGACCAAUUACGGAGGAACAGAUACUUUGCAAACGCAAAGGCGGAUAUCUUUCCGUCAAGCGAUACAAUAUACUCGUUUGACAAGGUCAGUACCUGGCUCGAAAACAUCAAUAGCAAUUCUAACAGAAAAGAGAAUAUCGAGAUACACUGUUCAUCGCGUUGCAUUGUCAUCGCGAUGCUUGAAAUGUUAUAUUUUUGGCAGCGCGUGUGCUCACAAUCAGAUUAACUUCGUGAUAGGGUAUUACCCCGUUCCUUUUCUCUCCUCUUUCAGUUCUUCUGUUUUUUCCACUUGACAUACCGGAGCAUGAUCGUUGCUGCGUUCGUAGACAUUUAAAUAUAGAUCGUACAUAGGGUAUAUUGUAUACACAAAUAUCCAAAACGUUUAAAUAAAAGCUUAUUUAUUGCCGAGUA
Molecule: messenger RNA, 6295 nt
Organism: Bombus terrestris (buff-tailed bumblebee)
Lineage: Eukaryota; Metazoa; Arthropoda; Insecta; Hymenoptera; Apidae
Product: sodium- and chloride-dependent transporter XTRP3
Exons: 12
Coding region: 2453-4555 (700 amino acids)
Biological process (GO): sodium ion transmembrane transport
Cellular component (GO): membrane
Source: RefSeq, a predicted model, not a curated record